Carica papaya (papaya) is the source of this 1162-nucleotide messenger RNA. It is a transcript of the gene BHLH104, whose product is annotated as basic helix-loop-helix (bHLH) DNA-binding superfamily protein. Gene Ontology annotation, molecular function: protein dimerization activity; DNA-binding transcription factor activity. NCBI's taxonomy places the organism in Eukaryota, Viridiplantae, Streptophyta, Magnoliopsida, Brassicales, Caricaceae. The record is from RefSeq and is a predicted model, not a curated record. Gene Ontology annotation, biological process: intracellular iron ion homeostasis; regulation of DNA-templated transcription.
UUUUUUUCAUUUUCUUUUUCGAAGUUCAAAGUUCAAUUGUUUAUCGUUCCAGCUUUCAUGCCCUCUCCGAGAUUGCGUAUCCAAGAGUGGUCAAGUCCAAAUCGUUGUCGGAGCUCAAAUGGAAGCUUUAGAUGAGGCUGAUUGCUGGGAUUUCCUUGAUUACAAUAUCAUCGGCGACAACACGUCUCCCGAUUUAUUUUGUUUCAAUGACACGGGUGGAGCAGAGUUUGAUUUUUCAUCUGGUGUUGUGUUACAAGAGAAGGAAGGUGAGCAGAAAGAAUGCACGCGAAAGAGGGGACGAACUGGAUCAUGCAGCAGGCCGGGGACAAAGGCUUGUCGUGAGAGAUUGCGGAGGGAAAGACUGAAUGACAGGUUCCUGGAUUUGAGCUCUGUUUUGGAACCUGGCAGGCCUGCAAAAACAGACAAGCCAGCCAUUCUCGAUGAUGCCAUUAGAGUUUUGAAUCAACUAAGAGCUGAGUCUCAGGAGCUUAAAGAAACAAAUGAAAAGCUAGUUGAAGAAAUAAAAAGCCUGAAGGCUGAGAAAAAUGAACUUCGUGAAGAAAAACUUGUGCUUAAAGCUGAUAAAGAAAAGAUAGAACAGCAGUUGAAAGCCAUGGUUGUUCCAUCUGCAGGGUUUAUGCCGACUCACCCAGCUGCAUAUCAUGCUAGUGCUAAUAAGAUGGCUGUUUUUCCUAGUUACGGCUUCAUUCCCAUGUGGCAAUAUUUACCACCAUCAUCUCGUGAUACAUCUCAUGAUCAUGAACUCAGGCCACCUGCAGCAUAGAUUUUGAUUUCAAAAUAAUUAUUUUGAAUGACUGGCUAGUUUUCAGUCUUUCAGAUGCUUUGUUUUAUUAUCAUACAACAUUUUUUUUUAAUCAAUUGACAUGUAAAUAUCCAUUGUGUUUGGUUCAAUUCCUAAUCAUUCCCUCAUAAUUUUCAGCUCUAAUUGUUAUAUUACUCUUAACACAUAGAAUUAAGACAGUUUUAUGUCUGAUCUCCUCCACCCAUUUCUUGUAUUCCCUAGGUUCCAACUUCCAUAGAAUUCAAAAUAGAAGUGGGGAUGAGAUUUAGCGUACAAAUAGUCUUUUGACUCUACAUGUCAAGAUUAAUAUAAGGAUUAGAUGCAAGAAGUAAGGGAGAAUGAAAUAGGAAUUGAACCAAA